Phytophthora nicotianae INRA-310 is the source of this 4104-nucleotide messenger RNA. RefSeq lists its product as hypothetical. The coding region runs from base 203 to 3511 and encodes 1102 amino acids. The transcript has 8 exons. Lineage: Eukaryota; Oomycota; Peronosporomycetes; Peronosporales; Peronosporaceae. The record is from RefSeq and is a predicted model, not a curated record.
GUAAAAAGUAACAGACGCGCGUCAACGAGCUCUCGGCUCCUUGCUGCCGCUGCCUUCGCACACCCUAGACGCCGGUCAGCGACCCACCUUCCGUCUCCUGCUAGUGCCGCAGCGGCACGUCUCCGAGCUGGUUGUGGCCCCAUCGUAGCAAGCGGGAAGAGCAAGAGAUCCAAAACCAACCAACGCCAACAGUUGCUACAGCAUGGCCACCCGCACGCAGGACGCGCCGACGACGGGGGGCGAGACGCCCACGCCCUCUUCUCGCCAACUGACGCCCAGGAGUGACAGCAACACGCCGAUGCGCGACCCCGUAGAGAACGUCAAGAGUGUUGAUCAAGCUCCGCCUCCUGGUCCAACGGUAGAGUUACGCUGCGUUCUAUGCGGUCUGGAAGCCACCUCGGCCAUCCGCCUCGUGCGCUGCAAGCACUGCGGCAGUCACUUCCACGCGCACUGCGCCAACCUGCCGCAACCACCUGAGGAGGGAAACCUCUUCUGCCGCCACUCGUGUUACGCCACGUACAAGCAGCAGCAGUCCAAGGCCCCCGUUUUUAGACACGGUGACUACCCCCGACUCGCCACGCAGAUUCAGAGCGUGCUACAGGAGAAGUCUGACAGACUGCAAGUGCGACGACAGCUUCCGUUGCAAGAAGUAGCGGGCACCAGUGGACGUGGUCGCGGUCGCGGCCGUGGAAGAGGCAGGGGACGCGGCCGAGGAAGAGGUCGAGGCAGGGGACGUGGCGUUGGAAUGAAGCGUCCGUUGCAGGAGGACACUGACGAUGAAGUCAGCCACCGCCACGCUCGCCUGUCAUCGAUUGAUGGGGAGCGUGAAGAAGGCACCCCGACGUCCAACGAUGCGGACCCGUACACUCCUCGGAGUACGACUGGCAUGUCGUACCCCACUGAGCAGCGACCGGAUGCUAUGACAGCGCAUGGUAGUAAUAGUAACAGCAACACGCCGCUCCACGAAGAUGACGAGAGGAAUUUGCAGCCGUCGUCACGUACUGCGUCUCCCGCUUCUCGCCGACCACUGCGAGGAUUCGACACGGAGCAGGACAGUCACUUCCGCAAUGCACCUCCACCCAAUAUGCCUUCGUCUGCUGCAAUGCAGAUGUCGCGUCAGCCCCGCGGUGACUACUCGUCAAUGCCUGCCCCCGACCAACCAGGUGCUGACGGAGCUCGACCUCGUCACGGAUUUUCGUCGCCUCAAUAUCCGAUUGCAGGCGCUCGACAAGUGCCGGAAGACCCACGAUCGCUCCAAGUGGUGCAACCAUACUUUGACGGCCGCUCGUCAGGGCAAAUGCCGCCGACACAGGCGGGGCCGAAUCAAAGAAUGCCACCAGGUAUGCCACCACCACAGCAGCCAAUGCAGGAUGAGCGACCACCGCUUCAACGUGACUUUGAACCACAGUAUCGUGGAGCACCAGCUGGUCAGGCACCACCUUCGGUUCCGUUUAACGAUUCGCAACGUGGUGAUCUACCGCCAGGCACCAGAAACGGCCCGCCGCCAAAUUUCAACGGCGCUCCCUCGAACAAUUACGGUCCUCAAGGACAGUUUCCAGCUCAACCGCCGUCUCAACUCCCCAUUCGCCGCCACACGCCUAAUAUUCCUUGGCGUAACCCAUCUGCAUUCCCGGCGGAGAUCUAUGAGCGAUUCAGCUGUCACUCGGACGAUGCUAAUCACGUAUUCCGGAUUGAUCUUUCCCCAGUAUUCGCUGAGAAGGCCACCAAGCUGUACCAGAACGAAAUCGAUUUCUUUUUCCGGUGCUUCGAGUCGCCAGAUGUGAGCUUGGUUGUCAAGGGCAUGAGUAGUGAGCUCAACCAGUACAUUUGGGCGUGGCCUUUCAUUCUCGAAUGCUGCGGUAACGACACACACUUUGCGUUCGACCACUUCCAAUUCAAGCGAAAUACCGAGACGGAUAUGCCAGAGUUGGCCUAUGUCGGGGAGCUGCAAUUAUCGAUGGCAUCCUUCAACUCGUAUCUGGAGAAGUAUUUAUCGAACGUUCCCGGCAAGGACGUGGUUGUGCUGGAGGAUCACGUCACGAAAAAGACAAUUACUAUUGUGGCGUCAGAGAACAUUAUUGCGCUGAAUAAUUUGGUGCUUGCCAAGUACUGCGCGCAGCUGUACAACGAUCUCAUCAAGGGAUUUCAGUGGGACGUUUUCGCCGGUGGUAUCCACUGCCUGCUGCAGUAUCUUCCUCAGAGUAGCUGGCACGAGAAGUUUUCCAGUCCACGUCUGCAUUUCAACUUUCCUGGCGCCCGAGGUUCGCUGGCUGACCCAGGCAACGGCACGACUGAUACCGCGUACCAGGUGCUCGUGGGAUCGCUGGAGCUGGUUAUCUUUGAGCGUUUCGAGCCACAGUACAAGGCAGAUUUCGACCUCAUUCUACAGCGAGCCGGCUACGAUGCAGAACGGAAGACUAUGCUUUUAGAUGCCCAUCUUCGCGCCCUCAGAUCUGCGGGCUUUGCGUUCUCGACAGUGCUAUUGCAAGAUGGAGAGUUUGUUCAUGUCAACAAGGGCCGCCAACAUUUCUGGCGUGUCGUAGAGAAAGACAGCGUUAAUGGCUCUAUCAACGCCCCGUGUGUAUUCCUUUCAUGGGAGUGGGUUUACCAGGGUGUUUCGCAACGUGGUAUCUCCACGGAAUGCUGGUUCGCCAUGAAAAAUGCUAGUAUGUGCCCUGACGGAUGGGUAUUCGACCCUCGCCGUGCAAUUGUCGAGGCUGCCAAGUGUGGCGUAGCAAUUGUGCGAACGGGUCAGUUCUUACGCUCAGCGCUAGCAUCGGGGCGUCCGCGCACGUCCCAAAUGUUGUCGUUUACAUCGGCGCCUGCGCCCAUCGAUCGAGGUGUAGUUGCGCAGCGCCAAGCUCAGAUGGUUCUCUUCCUGGAAUCAAUACUGCCCUGUCUGGACGCCAUCGUCGAAGAGGCUUACGAGCUGGGUUUAUCAAGCACUGACGACAGUGACGAGUUCCGCAAGGUGUUUGACGAUGAGAGCAUGUGGCGCACGGUUGAUGCUGAUCUGCGUGACCCACCGGCGGAUAAUGCAGAGAAUUAUUCGUGCGGAAUCUGCGAGCGGGAGAUCACUAAUCUGUACAAGCAGUGCCUGGGUUGUGCCGUGUAUUCUCGCCGGUGCCGACCCAACAUGUCGUUCCCGAUUUUCCGUAUCUGCCUCCGCUGCCACUCGCAGCCAGAGCAGCACCACUUUAAACCGCGCGCGAUCUCUUCAUAUUACGACAAGGUGUUGAGUUCGGAGGGCCACACAGGAAUCUUGCCAGCCACGCGCCGCUACCAGUCGGUUCGCAGCUACUUCAAGUGCCGAUGCGUGCCGUCGAAUCGCUGCGCCCACUGUGGCGGGUGUGAAUCUUGCAGCUGCCUGUGCCACACGCUGUUCCAGACCCGCUUCCGCUUCACGGCUCCUGCAAACCUGGAGAGGCUGCGAGCCGACGUUGAUGCCGUCGUGAAAUACCACCAGCAGCAACUGCAACAGCAGCAGCAACAACAGCAGCAGCAACGUUAGCGUAGCUAGGCGCCUUUUUGUCCAGUAGUUUGAUGCAAGACCGGCGCGGGCCCAGCUCGCGAGUGCUGCUUGUUGUGUGUGCCGCCUCUCGUGCGCCGGUCGGUCCUAAGAAGAACCGCCUUCACCAUCAUUACAUCACGAGUUGAUAAGUUGCGUUUGCUCUAGCGUCUUGCUCCCCGAUACAAUCUGUGCCACGUCGGCCGAGCAGGAGGAGGCCAUAGCGCGGAAUGCAUUGGCUGGCGAUUGCCUCGCAUAGCAAUCAACCCUAGUUGUAUCCCUUCCUGCAGCACACUGGCGCGUCUUUGGAGCGUUCCAGUCUUCGGGUCUUGGCCAUUUUUCUCAACCUUCGCUAGGCUGCCGGCAGGCUUGCACUGCACUGAUAGUCGUCACCCCCGCCUCAUCCGAGAGCUUAAAGCUCCAAGUUGCUAAGCACUGCUUAGUAAGCAGUGACUGCAGCAAUGCAGAUUGUAGUGUCGGGAGUGAGGUCUUAUUUUGAAGGUUGAAGUGCUAAAGCUUUUAGGCCCGACCUGAUUUCUAAAAUCAGCUUUUUUUAGGACGUCAUCAGAACAUACAGGCCGUCACUGAAUCCAGCC